Messenger RNA from Leptosia nina, 2598 nucleotides. The record is from the annotation of a GenBank genome assembly. NCBI's taxonomy places the organism in Eukaryota, Metazoa, Arthropoda, Insecta, Lepidoptera, Pieridae.
AUGCCAGGGACAAAUUUGAUUGUGCCUGUAGUGUUGUGGGGUAAACAUGCACCGACACACUGCAUAUCUUCAGUUUACCUAUCAAGAGAUCAGAAGACUCUGGUCACAGGAUGUUAUGAUGGACAAAUAUGUUUAUGGCAAGUCAAUCCAGAUUCCCUGAAAAUGACUCCACGCUGUCUACUGGUUGGCCAUACAGCACCUGUAACUUGUCUAUCCAGGGCUUCAAUAGUACAGGAUAAUAACUUUAUAGUCAGCUCAUCAGAAGCUGGAGAAAUGUGCACUUGGGAUUUAGUUGAUGGCAAAUGUCGUGAGAGUGUUAAGCUGACACAAGUACAUACAAACAUACAGGCCUACCAUAUGUGCAACAGUGAAGACCUGCGUUUGUUUUGUAAUGGCUACUAUGCAGAGAUCUUGAUCAUGGAUCCGUUCUCUCUGGAAAUAUUAUUCUCCUUGAGCUCCAAAAUGAAUCCUGAUUGGAUAUCAGCACUGCAUGUACUGCGUCCGUCGUCGCGAAGGGACGACGUGGUACUAGCCAUAUCUAUCACAGGAACUGUUAAAGUAUGGUCUCUACUUGGCCACGAGAAUAAACAGUCGGAACCAAUAUAUGAAAAUGAGUCCAAGCAAAUUCGCUGCUUAAAUGCUCUAUCCCUGAACUGCUGUGCGUAUAAUCAGCGGACUGUGCUGAUUGUUUGUGCUAAAUACUGUCAGAUAUAUGAUGCUGGGGAUUUCUCGGUCCUAUGCUCAAUCCAAGCACCAUCUGGGGAACGUUGGAUGUCUGGCGACUUUUUGGCUCCGGACAGGGUUCUAGUCUGGUCCACUGAAGGAAAGGGAUACUUGUAUAAACUACCCGCAAAUUCAGUACCAGAUCAUAAAGGAUUCCACGGUCCUACUGUUGAACACGAUAGUCCUGUGUUAUACGGCAUUCUGGCACAUCCAGAUAAUAAGUUGCUCUCGUGUCCCCCGGCCAUGCGAUUCAUUCUUACCUCUGUGGGGGGAAAACAGCGAAGACUCCUAUUAAGGGGGGAUUCUGCUGGUGUAGUACUACUCUGGAACGUCGAUGACGCAGCCAUGCCUGUACCAAAUAAAGUCAUGUCUCGCGCACCAAUCGUGACCACCAGCUUGGAGAUGGCCUGGGCCGAGAUGAACCCAAGUCCCGUAGGAAUAUUGGAUCAGUUAAGCCACCCUGAUGAGCCUGAAAUCAAACUCACAGCCUCGAUAUAUCUAUUGGCCGCGAAUCGUUUGGUCGUCGGACGUGAAGAUGGAUCCAUAGUGAUAGUGAACGCGACGCACACGGUACAGUUACAACUGUUACACGGGAGUCAUCAGCAGCUGGAUGAUUGGCCUCCGCACCAGCUGUUGCUCGGGCACAACGGACGAGUCAACUGUCUACUUUAUCCUCAUCACGUUCAUCAAAGAUACGACAAGUCACACUUGGUGUCUGGCGGUAUAGAUUUCGCUGUCUGCCUCUGGGAUUUGUUUAGUGGAGCCCUGCUCCACCGCUUCUGCGUGCACGCAGGAGAAAUUACCCAGUUGAUUGUACCACCACAUAACUGUAGCCCUCGGAUUCAAAAGUGUAUCUGUGCGGUCGCUUCAGAUCACAGCGUUACUUUAUUAAGUCUUACGGAGCGGAAAUGCGUAACGUUGGCAUCUCGCCACCUGUUUCCGGUUGUCACUAUAAAAUGGCGCCCGGCAGACGAUUUCAUGGUGGUCGGAUGCAGUGACGGUACUGUUUACGUCUGGCAAAUGGAGACGGGGCAUUUGGAUAGAGUUUUACAUGGUAUGAUCGCCGAAGAGGUGUUAGCCGCUUGUGACGAAACUAUCGCUGACGAGCUGGGUGGUUCUCUAUCCACUGGCACCGACUUGCAGGGCAUAGCAAACCCUGCCGUGCAUUUCUUCAGGGGUCUCCGCCAUCGUAACUUGACGGCUAUGCGUGCUGCAACUCAACGCGGUCUUGCAGCCUUACAUGCCUCAGAACGGGGCUCCAGCGCUGGACCAUUAGCAGAACCAGCAAGGGCGAGACCCCCUCCUCUUACGAUUCAAGGAUUCCGAUCUAAUCCAGCUGAUCCCGAGAGUCACAUUUUGUUCUUCGAUAUCGAGGGUUUGAUAGUGGAGUUGCUCAGCGAAGAAUACUCCGCCAUGAGUCCAGCCAGUCUCGAGGCAGCCGGAUUGAUUACGAGCGAGUACAUGAAAGUGGCAGCACUGACGCAGUCGGCGAGUCCGGACGCGGCGAAAAAGAUAUCAGGUAUAUUAGCUAAAAUGAAAGAGGGCGCUGAAAACAUGCAGACAAAAAUCCAGGCGAAAGCCGAACAAAUUAAAAAUCAACUCGACAGCAAAGUCGUAACAGCUGUCCAUAGUAUUAAAACAUGGGACCGUUCUCAUGAGUCACACCACCCACACAAGGGUAUACGGAUCACUCCGAACUCAGUGGAAAUUUACGAGCAGCCAAACGACUUCUUGAUCUACAAGAACAUGAACCAUGCGCACGCGCAUAGGAAGUCGAAGAGGAGCGACGUAAACGACGAGGAGCGCUUGCAAAUUUUGGCCGAUCACCUGAGGGAGUUGUGGGAUAAAUUGCAAAGGGAUUGGCAGUUUUAUUAA